AUGGUGGCCAAUAUGAUCUCCAAUGGGCUGUUGCUCGUGCAGCUCUUCGCAGCUCUGGCUUUGGGAAAGCCCUCGUCUACUCCUCUCUACAAAGAUGCCAGUGCCCCGGUUGAAAAAAGAGUGAAGGAUUUGCUGGGCCGGAUGACGAUUGAAGACAAAAUGGGUCAAUUGAUUCAAGGCGAUGUCACAAAUUGGAUGAAUUCGACCACCGGAGCCUUCAACUACACCGGUCUGGUAACCAACAUGGAGAUGAAGGCGGGAAUGUUCUAUGUUGGAUAUCCUGUCGCAUGGGAUUGGAUUGCGGACAAUAUCAAAAGAGGCCAAGACUAUUUGCUCCAAAACACAACCUUGGGAAUUCCUGCUAUUGUGCAGACUGAAGGAAUCCACGGCUUUCUGAUUGGAAAUGCUACCAUCUUCAACUCACCCAUUGCAUACGGAUGCUCCUGGAACUUAGAUCUCAUUGAAAAGAUGGCUGAGAUCAUCGCACAAGAAGCCAAGGCUCUCGGUGUCAACCAACUAUUUGCUCCUGUUGUUGAUCUCGCCCGUGAGCCUCGAUUUGGUCGUGUCGAAGAAACAUACACCGAGGACCCUUAUCUCGCUGGCGAAAUCGGCUACCACUACGUCAAGGGAGUGCAAAGCAAGAAUGUCUCCUCUAUGGUUAAGCAUUUUGCCGGCUUCAGUGUCCCCGAACAGGGAAUCAACACCGGUCCGGUUCACGGUGGCGAGCGAGAGCUUCGCACGACCUGGCUUCCUCCAUUCAAGCGGUCUAUCAUUGAUGCAGGCGCUUGGUCUAUCAUGGCUGCGUAUAACUCAUAUGAUGGCAUUCCCGCCGUUUCCGAUUACCACACACUCACGGAGAUCUUAAGAGAAGAGUGGGGCUAUGAAUAUUUCGUUAUGACAGAUGCUGGUGGCAGUGACCGAAUCUGCAGCUACUUCCACCUGUGUGAGAGUGAUCCAAUUGACAUGGAAUCUGUCACUACCCAGAUUCUGACCGCUGGAACCGAUGUGGAGAUGGGAGGUGGCUCAUUCAAUUUCCAGAAGAUCCCCGACCUUGUCGAGUCCGGCAAGCUUGAUAUCGCGGUCGUCGACACUGCUGUCUCCAGAUUGCUUCGGGCUAAGUUCGAGAUGGGUCUCUUUGAAAACCCAUACCCUGCUGCACCGGAGAACCAAUGGAAGAAGCUUAUUCACAGCGAUAAAGCCGUGAAGCUUGCGAGAGAGUUGGACAAGGAGUCCAUCGUCUUGCUGGAGAACCACAAUGAGACUCUACCCUUGAAGAAGUCUGGCAACAUCGCCGUCAUUGGCCCCAUGGCUCAUGGCUACAUGAAUUACGGCGACUAUGUCGUGUACAAAAGCCAGUUUAGAGGAGUCACACCCCUCGACGGCAUCAAAGCAGCAGUAGGCGACAAAGCCCAGAUCCACUACGCACAGGGAUGUUAG
This is a messenger RNA of Penicillium olsonii, 1437 nucleotides long. The record is from the annotation of a GenBank genome assembly. Lineage: Eukaryota; Fungi; Ascomycota; Eurotiomycetes; Eurotiales; Aspergillaceae.